GAAUUGAUGACAAGACACUUUACCCCGCUUUUAAAGUUCUCUAGUGAUAAGGUCAAGGGUAUGUCCGUCCUAAGAUGCCUGUAAAUGAAGAUAUUGAGAUAAGUAUAAGGAUCCCCCGUGAAUAAUGCAAUUUGCAUACUUACAGUCGUUCCCAUCAUUUCACACAUCUCAACUAAACUUCAAGAACAAUAAAACAUCAUGGCAGAAAAAUUGUCGCAGCUGAAUACGGCAGUUAAGCACUGGAGGCGCUUGGAACAACGUUUGGCAGGCGAAGAGAUUGAGAUCAAAGGGAAUGGGCUGGAUAUCUCUACCGUAGUGGCGGUUUCAUACUUUGGCUGUGUUCCAAAACUCACAAAAGAUCCGGAAGUUCUGAAAAGAAUCGAAUCGAGUAUCGAGGUCCUUAAGGAUCAACUAUCGAAGGGUUACAGUAUAUAUGGAGUCAACACUGGUUUCGGUGAUAGUGCAGAUUCUCGCACAGAAAGAGCAACCACCCUACAGACGGGACUUCUUCAACUAACCCAGGCCGGUGUCACCACCGCAAUUGACAGAGGUGAAGCCGAUUUAGGUACCCUUCUUCGAGCCCACUCCAUGCCGCCUGCUUGGGUGCGCGCUGCUAUUGUCGUGCGAUGCAAUUCCAAUGCAAAUGGGGUUUCCGGUUUGACCUUGCCAGUUCUGCAGUCCAUGUUUCAGCUUCUAGAGCACCGGAUUACCCCCAUCGUGCCACUGCGUGGCUCGAUAUCUGCAUCUGGCGAUCUCAUGCCGCUCUCUUACAUCGCUGGCACGAUUGAAGGAAACCCAAAUAUUUAUGUCCAGCUCAAGGACAAAGUUACCUCUGAGUCGAAAAUCAUGUCUGCCCCAGAUGCGCUCCGUGCUGUUGGCAUGCAGAGUCGGACUAUGGGGCCCAAGGAAGCGCUUGGUCUGAUAAAUGGAACCGCAUGCUCAGCUGGGGUCGCGAGUGUAGUAAUGUUUGAAUCGCACCGCUUAGCUCUUCUCACCCAGGCACUAUCUGCUAUGGGACUUGAAGCGCUGAUGGGCAAUUCUGAGAGCUAUCAUCCCUUUAUCUCCUCUGUCCGACCGCACCCGGGACAGAUUGAAUGUGCUCAGAAUUUACUAGUUCUUUUGAGUGGCUCUCAUCUGGCAGCAGGCAUUCUUCAAAACGCUGAUCGAGCACGCACUGGCUUGGUUCAGGACCGCUACGCCUGGCGCAGUGUUCCUCAAUGGAUUGGUCCGCAAUUAGAAGAUCUUCUUUUAGCCGAUCAGCAGAUCGCAACUGAACUCAAUUCAGCUUGCGACAACCCUCUUGUAGACUCAGUGAACAAAGAAAUUUAUACCGGAGCCAAUUUCCAGGCAGCUUCUGUCACAUCGGCCAUGGAGAAAACCCGAGUUUGCCUCCAGAUGUUUGGCAAACUGCUCUUUUCGCAAUCAACCGAGCUUAUUGAUCCAAAUUACAAUAAUGGCCUACCAAUAAACCUGACUGUCGAUGACUCUAGCGUCUCAUUUACGAUGAAAGGUGUGGAUAUCAGCAUGGCGGCAUACAUGGCCGAGUUGGCAUAUCUAGCUAACCCUGUCUCCUCCCAUGUGCAGACAGCGGAGAUGCACAAUCAGGCAAUCAACUCCCUGGCCUUGAUAUCCAGCCGAUACACAAUGCAGGCGGUCGAACUGGUCUCAUUGAUGUGCUCUUGCAGUCUAUACAUCAGCUGCCAGGCUCUAGAUCUACGAGCUUUGCAUCUCGCGUUCCUGAAGGAGUUGCCUUCAUCACUGCAUGUUCUCAACUCUCGCAUCUUUUCCUCGUACGUCGCGGAACCGGAAAUACAACGGCUGAAUUCGGUGAUAGACAGACACGUAUCAAAAGUAUGGCUUGCUAGAUCCCGUCUCAGCAUCCCUGCAAGAUGUGAAGUCACGAUGAAAGAAACCCUUGUGGUGUUACUAGAUUCCUUUGCAGAGGCGGAGUCGUUUAACAGACCCAGUCUUGCUGACUUCGAUGCCUGGAAAACGCAAGCAAUAGCCAUCUCUAAGCGCAUAUAUCAAAAUAAUUUUGACAAGUUUUCUCGUCGACAGCAUACUGCUGAGCUGCUUGGCGAGGGCUCUCGGAUAUUGUAUAAAACAGUCCGAGAGAAACUUGGGGUCCCGUUCCACUUAGGUCUGGUGGAGCAUCCAACUGAACAGAACCCUACCAUUGAUGGUCGACCCAAAAAGACGAUUGGCUCCUGGAUUUCAAUUAUCUAUGAAGCUCUUCGUGAAGGAAGGCUGUUGGGCCCGUUGAUGGAGUUGUUGGAGAAGCACUCCCAAGAAAAAACAGACAGCCAUGUGCGAGAAAAGGCCAAAUUAUAA
Messenger RNA from Talaromyces proteolyticus, 2331 nucleotides. Its product is annotated as phenylalanine ammonia-lyase. Gene Ontology annotation, molecular function: ammonia-lyase activity. Lineage: Eukaryota; Fungi; Ascomycota; Eurotiomycetes; Eurotiales; Trichocomaceae. The record is from RefSeq and is a predicted model, not a curated record. Gene Ontology annotation, cellular component: cytoplasm. Gene Ontology annotation, biological process: L-phenylalanine catabolic process. The transcript has 3 exons. Bases 199 to 2331 code for a protein of 710 amino acids.